AUAAUGGGGGUCAAAAUGAAGGUGGAGAUGUUUGCAGGAUAACCACUCGAGUAGUUGACUAGGCUGGAUACAUCCGGUGCGUGCGAAAAUUUAAUCUGACGCCCUAACGCUACUCUGAGUGUGUUCCGCAUAUUCCAGCAACGUUUUGAGUUUCCAAACGGUCCCGUGUGUAGCAAAGCAGCACUCAAGAAUAUUUCCGAACGCACGAAUUGUUUGCAUCAUACUCUUCAAGCGAUCCAGCAGCCAAUCUUGCAGCGUGGCGCGUCUUCCUGCCUAAUACAGUACUGUAUUCCAGUGGGAUUUAUAAUCACGCUGCAGCGACGUACAGCACUUCUCUGUGGUGUUCUUUUUGUACUAUUUCCUUGCUUGUUUAUGCACUAUCAUUUCUGCGAACAUCCCCUGUGCCCCCUUAAAAGACUGGCAACCGGCACCAGAUAACCUGUUUCGCGUUGACUCGCAUAACAUCCCAGACGAAUGCGAGACCAGCGAAGCGUGUCUGUAUCUCUCCAACGCAAGAUCUGGGGUAUAAAACGGACUUUCAAGUCAAUUAUUUUAUGCACAAGAGAUCAACUCGCUGGAAAUCGCAAUGUUCGUACACACGUCAGUCUAUGUGCAUCAUAUAAGACUUAAUAACGUGAUUGUGUUUAGGAGAGUAGUUAUUAGAUCAGUGUUUUCACACCUUUGUUGACCUUGGCACCUAUUUUACAUUAGGAACAACCUCACAGUAAACAAUCAAACAAUAAUAUGAAGUACAGUGAUCCCUCGUUUAUCGUGGGGGUUAGGUUCUGACCACCCUCGCAAUAAGUGAAUUCCGCGAUGUAGCAUCCACGUUUUUUGUUCUUCUUUUACAGAUUUUUAAGUUGUAUGAAUCUCUCCAGUUCCACACUUAUUAAUGUUCCCAUUACUCUUAUUAACCUAUACUGUACUCAUAAACAUUUCCUUUAUGCUUAAACACUUUUUAUACUCUUAAAUAUACAUAUUAACAAUAUUUAAAAUGAAGGUACUCACCAUUAAAGUUGAUGUCGAUUGUACUGCGGCAAGACCAUUGCGGCUGUCACCAAAGAUUCAUUUAUGCCAUAAUGGCUACAGACAGCCAUAAACCUUGUGCCGGUCUGCCGUUUAUUCAACUGGUCGAGACAUUCCAUAUUUACUGCGAGAUAGCUGCUACUGCGACCAACCAGCAGGUACCUUGUUUGGGCGGCAUUGUAGGGCUUGACAUAAAGUAUUGUAACGUCUUCCAAUGAUAAACACAGAGACGUCAGUCUAUUUAUCUCACAUUUAUCGAUAACAUAACAAAACACGGUUACCAUGAGAUGUACACUGUCAACAAUCUCUCCGUUUGCCCACAGGCACGCAGAACCAAUUUGCUCAGAGACACUCAGAAUUAUCAGCGCUCAGCACAACUGAGCAUUUGUACUGUCCUCUACUGUACAGGUGUUUUAUUCCUUGUAAUCUGUGUUUCAAUACAUUGUCAUUUGUUUUUUUCCCCCCAUGAUUUAGCUAAAAAAAUGCUUAGUUUACCACGACAAUUAAAAAAAUAUGUAAUUAUCAGCAAUAUGAAUAGGAUUUUAAAAAUCCGUGAUGCACUGAAUCCGCAAUAGGUGAACCGCGAUAUCGCGAGGGAGCACUGUAUAAACACCAGAGCUGCCAAAUGUUACGGAACGUCCAUAUUUUGUUAGUCACUGAACGUUGACUCGUUACGGCCGUAACAAUGAUUGUUCUGGAUAUUGGCAAAAUAAAAAUCCAGCGUCUGACAUUACCGUCACAUCCACAUUGAACAGCUGUUUGAUGCACGUUAUUUUAUUACGCCCCCCGGCUGCAAAGCCGUGAAGACGAAUGUUCUCCUUGAUUCUGGUGUAAACGCAUUGUAAGACACUGAUCAUCUCCUUCGUGGUAGUGGAUAAGCUCCACUUCUAACCAGAGGUGUGGACUUGAGUCACAUCAGAAUUAGAUCAUCUGUAUUUGCCAAGUAUGUCAAAAAGGAAUUUGUCUACGGUAGUUGGAACUGCUCUAGUACGACAACAGAUUGACAGAGAAUACUUUUGAGACAUAAAAUCUUUUGACAAUUGUGCAAAAUUAUGCCAAGUCCUCUAGCAAUUUAGAGCAGUUUGAAAUGACUAUUAGAACAAUAGUCUGGUGCAGUGACCGUUGUGCAAAUGGCGCAGACUUCAAGAAAUGUAUGCAGUUGAAAGGGACUAGUAGUGCGAUAAUCUGGAACAAUGUCAAUUGUGCAAAUGGUGCAGAUACUUCUCAAGCACAUGAGUGGCCAGUAGGGUUGGGCAUCGAGAAUCGAGAACCGAUUGGAACCGGGACUAACGUUGCGGUUCUCCCGGAACCGUUCGAAAUUAAAAAAAUUCGGUUCCCAGUUUUGAUGCCUAGUCCUCCAGCUGUGAAGAAGAGGGGAAAAACAACAAAGUGGUGUAAACCAACGCAGAAGAACGUGCACGACGAUGAUGUGGUUGUGCCCAAAACAAAAGUGUCUCCUCACUGCAACACUUGGAAUAAGAUUACAUUGUGCAAAGGAGGCUUUCAGGAUGUGUAGCAUCUGACGUGCUCUGAGGCUCAGGCUACACCGCGCGGAGCUUCAUUGAAGUCAACUCUCAGUCAACUAGGCGGAUUACCAAGACUUUGACGACCCUUUUGAUCCUAAAGGAAUUCCAGAAGUUUGACCUAAAAGUCCCGCAAUUGUAUGCAGCUUCAAUGCUUAAGUAUGUGGCCCACGGAUGCCACGAUCCAGAGUCUUCAGCGGAUUUUUUACUCACUGACAUUUUAACAAAAGAACAUUUGAAAAGUGUUACAAAAUCUAAAGGAGAAUCAGAAGUGUGUGGUCCUGCAAAGAUGUUUUCUUUAAAAGCCUGCUCACCUGUCUGUGUCAAUUUCUUUCCUAAAUAAGUAACCUGACAAGUAACUCAUGAGCAACUCUGCAAGACGCCCGAUAACGUCGACAUGAGUAGUACUUUAGGCAAAGAAAAAGAUUCAAAAGAAAAGGACCCUAAAAGUGGUUCAGGAGGCAAAGAAAGGGAAAAGGAGGCCAAGGCUCUGGCAGGCCUAGCCAAGGAUGGGGGCAAAGAAACCAAGACCAAAGGGAAAGAAACCAAAGAAGGAAAGAAGGACACCAGCAGCUCAACACCGGGUGUUGCCUUCUCCGUUGACAAUACGAUAAAGCGGCCAAACCCAGCACCAGGUACACGCAAGAAGUCCAGCAAUGCCGAGGUGAUUAAGGAGCUUAACAAGUGCCGGGAGGAAAAUUCCAUGAGACUAGAUCUCUCGAAACGGUCUAUUCACAUGCUGCCCACCUCCAUCAAGGAGCUGACACAGCUGUCUGAACUCUACCUAUACAGCAACAAGUUGCAGAGCCUACCACCUGAAGUGGGUUGCCUCUCAGGCCUGCUCACUUUGGCCUUGAGCGAAAACUCCUUAACCAGCUUGCCCGACUCACUGGACUCCCUCAAGAAGCUUCACAUGCUUGAUCUCCGGCACAACAAGCUGAGGGAGAUCCCGCCAGUAGUCUAUCGAUUGACAUCGCUGGCCACGCUCUACCUACGCUUCAACCGCAUCACCACAGUGGAGAAAGACAUCCGGAACCUUUCCAAGCUCAAAAUGCUCAGCAUCCGGGAGAACAAGAUAAAGCAGCUUCCCGCAGAGAUAGGGGAACUUCGCAUCCUCAUUACUCUGGAUGUUGCCCAUAAUCAGUUGGAGCACUUACCGAAGGAGAUUGGGAAUUGCACACAAAUAACCAACCUAGACUUGCAGCACAAUGAGCUUUUAGACCUCCCAGAGACUAUAGGAAACCUUGCCAGCAUAAACCGCUUGGGUCUGAGAUACAAUAGAUUGUCAGCAAUCCCCAGAUCAUUAGCCAAAUGUCGAGAACUGGAAGAGCUAAAUCUUGAAAACAAUAACAUUUCAGUGUUACCAGAGGGCCUGCUGUCAAGUUUGGUCAACCUGACCAGCCUGACACUAGCAAGGAACUGCUUCCAGUCAUACCCUGUGGGUGGACCAUCCCAGUUCUCAACCAUCUACUCGCUCAAUAUGGAGCACAACCGCAUAAACAAGAUCCCUUUUGGAAUCUUCUUCAGGGCCAAAGUUUUAAGCAAGCUUAACAUGAAGGACAACCAGUUAACUUCUCUGCCCUUGGACUUUGGCACAUGGACCAGCAUGGUGGAGCUUAACCUAGCCACCAAUCAGCUGACGAAAAUCCCAGAAGAUGUCUGCGGUCUGGUGUCUCUUGAGGUGUUAAUAUUGUCCAAUAAUCUUCUGAAAAAGUUACCGCAUGGUAUCGGCAAUUUGAGAAAGCUUCGGGAGCUUGACUUGGAGGAAAACAAGUUGGAAUGUCUCCCCAAUGAAAUAGCAUAUCUCAAGGAUUUACAGAAAUUGGUGUUGACAAAUAACCAGCUGACAACGUUACCCAGAGGCAUUGGCCACCUCACCAACUUGACUCAUCUGGGUUUGGGGGAGAACCUGCUGCAACAUCUUCCGGAGGAGAUUGGCACACUGGAGAACCUGGAGGAAUUGUACCUCAAUGACAACCCCAACCUACACAGCCUGCCCUUUGAGCUGGCCCUGUGCAGCAAGCUGUCCAUCAUGAGCAUUGAAAACUGUCCCCUCAGCCACCUGCCGCCCCAGAUUGUGGUCGGGGGGCCCUCCUUCAUCAUCCAGUUCCUCAAGAUGCAGGGACCUUACCGUGCUAUGGUCUGAGGAAGAGCCCACCCUCAUGCCUGCUUGCCCAUCCCAUUCUGUGUAUCAUCCACUGUAAAGAAGUCAGCCACCUCCUACCAUCAGUGUCGGGGACUAAGCGGAGGAGAUGGAGGGAAAAGAGAAUAUUUCUCUCUCCGUCGUUGAGGCAGACGCAUUGGAGUCUCUGCAUUGCUCCACUUCAUUACGGUCAUUCACAGACCCCUGUCACCCACGCUCAUCUUCCCAUAUCGGAUCGUACAGGAGGAAAAUAUUCCAAUCUUUUUGCCAAAACUGAAGACAUGAAUUUCUAUAUUGAGUAACUGUGACUAAGUGGCAAGUCUUUUAAUCAUAUAAACCGUGCUCCCAUUGCCAAUGUAUUUACAGUAAUUACAAGCAUCUGCUAUGUGAGCGAGGAUACAGCUAUAUGCAAAAACAAACAAAACAAGUCUUUGGAUCGUCACAUUUACUGCUGCUGCCAUAAUUUAAAGGCGUCAUUCUUCUUUUGAUGUUUUCACUUUUGACAUAAACCUCGCUCUUUUGAAAUGUUAAUUGCUUCUUGACCACAGAGAACAAAGGUCUAAUGAUGGUGUGUUUAUACUUUUUUUGUACUUUCUUUUUGUUUGUUUUCUUGUUUUUCUUUUUUUUUUUUUUUUUACAAUUUUUAAAUCUUUUUUUUUUUUUUUUUUUUUUUUUUUUUUUAAACUGUGCCUAUGUUUAGAGUGAUCCAGUGGUUCAUUUCUAAACACUAUUGUCCAUGAGAAUACAAAGACAUAAAUUAUUUCAAAAUUUUCUUAUUACUGCUGUUUUUACUUUUGUGUUGCUGUUGGAUGAAUCUAUUUCAGUGCUAUUAGUAGUUAUGAAAUAGGGCAAUUGGAUUUUUUUUUUUUUUUUUUUUUUUUUUAAAGAAAUAGCAGCAGUAGUUCUCAAAUGUAAAGCUAGUAAUGUAUACGUAUGAAAAAUACCAAUCAAAAAAAAGCAAGUUGGACUUUUUUUCAGUGUGGGUGGUGCCAUGUGACCCCACCCCCAUCUGUUGUGUGAUAAAAAGAAACGUAGGUGAUGGGAUAAAUGACCGAUGUUUUUAUAUAAUGUAUACAAAUCCUGGUUGUUGCCUUGAGUGUAAUUUUAGUUCUGUUUACUUGUUUGAUAUUCUCUUCAGUGUUGGGCUGCAUAGCUGUCAUCCACUUGAUCAUUGACCAACAUAUCAAACAUUUUUAAAGGACUUCACUUGGCGAGUGUUUCAGAGCCUCAAAAAAAGGUUUGAUAAUAAAACAUUGGCAGGUAAUCCCUUGACACCUUUUUUAAAUAUUAAUGUCCUUAAUUUGUCUCUUAAAUAAAGUUCCCAUCUAAUUUAAUUUGUUUUUAAUAUGAUAUUUUGUCCCACACUGUCCCAGUAAUGCUGCUGCUCUUAUGCACUUUUUUGGAAUAAAAACAUUGGCAUCCUCUGUUCAACACAAACACAGUAGCCUCUCAUCGUUUAUUUUUCAAUGGAGGCAUUUUCUUUCAUAAAGUAAUUGAUCUGUAAGCUUAUCUUGUAAGUUUGCAUCACUUGGAAAGAAAUUAGUUUUCCAGGCUUAGAGUAGGAAUUGACUUUCUUUUGAGGAGGUUUUAUCCUGUCAUUGUUAAGCGAAACUUACUCUCUUGAACAAUAAAAGUUUGCAUAUCCUGCUUCUUUCUUCAUGGCAAGUGAAAUGACUUGUUCUGCUCAGCGUUUUUGUUUUAUAUCAUUGAAUGUUUUUUUUUUCUAAAUGUGUAUUCACUUAGUAUUAUUUUGAGUGACUGUACAUUAAAAGUACCACAAUUGUAA
This is a messenger RNA of Phyllopteryx taeniolatus (common seadragon), 6478 nucleotides long. RefSeq names its product SHOC2 leucine rich repeat scaffold protein (gene shoc2). NCBI's taxonomy places the organism in Eukaryota, Metazoa, Chordata, Actinopteri, Syngnathiformes, Syngnathidae. Gene Ontology annotation, molecular function: protein phosphatase 1 binding. The transcript has 9 exons. The record is from RefSeq and is a predicted model, not a curated record. Bases 2947 to 4695 code for a protein of 582 amino acids.